GCGUCAGCGCUCAUUCAGGCUGAUCGGCCAGAGAAGCGCUGUGGUUGCAGAGGAGCGCACAUACGCUUCGCUUACGGGCAGCUUAAACAGGAUGUAGAGACUGACGCGGAGCACGCACAGACAGAGCAGCAGAAGACAAAACGAGCGGCUCAAGUUGUGCGACGUGACAAGCAGAGACAGAAAUGAGCGCCUCGGCGGAGGAGAGGAAGAAGACAAGAGGAGUCCCGGUGAGGAGGCACCUCACCGCAACUGGCAGGUCUUGACGGCUGCUCCCGGUGACCUGAGAGAGAGAGAGAGAGACAGAGAGCCAAGCCCUGGCAGUGACCAGCGGGGCCGUUUCACCCCCCGCAACGCCGAAAAACGCAGCGCAGCCGGAACAGUCCACAACAACCUUGAAGAGCGACCAUGGCGAGCCAGAACGACUGCUGUGUGAAGGUUGCGUUGAGGAUUCGUCCUCAGAUGGCCAAAGAGAAGAUCGAGGGGUGCCACGUGUGCACACUGGUCACACCCGGAGAACCGCAGGUCCUCCUGGGGAAGGACAAGGCCUUUACAUACGACUUUGUGUUUGACAUAGACUCGGAGCAGCAGCACAUCUACCAGACCUGCGUGUACAAGCUCAUCGAGGGCUGCUUCGAGGGCUACAAUGCAACUGUGUUUGCUUAUGGACAGACGGGCUCAGGGAAGACGUACACCAUGGGGACGGGUUUCGAUGUGAAUCUGAGUCUGCAGGAGCAGGGCAUCAUCCCGCGGGCUGUUCACCAUCUGUUUGAGGGCAUCCAGAGCAGGAGGGAGCGAGCCCAGGAGACCGGCAUCCAGCCGCCCGAGUUUAAAGUCAGCGCACAGUUUUUGGAGUUGUACAACGAGGAGAUCCUGGACUUGUUUGAUGGAGCCAGGGAUCCCGACAAUCGCAGCCGGAAGUCCAACAUUAGAAUCCACGAGGACGCCAACGGCAGCAUCUACACCACGGGGGUCACUUCCAGACUGGUGCAGUCAGAGGAGGAGCUGCUGCAGUGCCUGAAGCUCGGAGCUCUUUCCCGUACUACAGCCAGCACACAGAUGAACGCACAAAGCUCCCGCUCACACGCCAUCUUCACCAUCUAUCUCUGUCAGAUGAGGGUCUUCCAGCAGCAGCAAAUGCAGAACGAAGGAGGAGAGAACGGCGACGUGAACGGUGUAGACUCCGCCCCCAUUGCCCAGCCAGAGUACGAGACCCUGAUGGCCAAGUUUCACUUUGUGGACCUGGCAGGCUCAGAGAGGCUCAAGCGCACGGGGGCCACCGGAGAACGGGCCCGAGAGGGAAUCUCUAUUAACUGUGGACUGCUGGCUCUUGGAAAUGUGAUCAGCGCUCUGGGUGAUCAGGCCAAGAAAGCGGGACACGUUCCGUACAGAGACUCCAAACUCACCCGACUGUUACAGGACUCGCUGGGAGGCAACAGCCGCACAGUCAUGAUCGCCUGCAUCAGCCCGUCGGACCGGGACUUCAUGGAGACGCUGAGCACCAUGAAGUACGCCAACCGUGCCCGAAACAUCAAGAACAAGGUGAUGGUGAACCAAGACAAGACGAGCCAACAGAUCAACGCCCUGCGUGCCGAGAUAGCCCGGCUCCAGAUGGAGCUGAUGGAGUACAAGGCGGGAAAGCGUGUGGCGGGGGAGGAGGGUUCAGAGGGAUUCAGCGACCUGUACCAGGAGAACACCAUGCUGCAGAGAGAAAACGACUCGCUGCGACUGAGAGUAAAGGCCAUGCAGGAGACCAUCGAUCACCUCAACACACGGGUGACACAUCUGCUGGCCAACGAGGUCAGCACUCUGCUCACCAAGUCAAGCGAAGGCAAUGUGGAGAUUGGAACGCUCAUACAGAACUAUAUCCGAGAAGUGGAAGAAAUUAGAUCCAAGCUCCUCGAGAGCGAGGCCAUGAACGAAUCGCUGCGACGGCAGGUGGCCCGGCUCUCCUCUCGCUCCUCGUUACCGGCCUCCGCUCUAAGCCCUGCCCCCGGCCACCCGCCGGGCUCCUCCCCUGUGUCCAUGUCCAUGGAGGCCGAGAUGACGGACGUGCUGCGGCGUGCCAAACUAGACAUCGAGAGGCUGAAGAAGAAGGAGAGACGGCAGAGAAGGUUGAGCCCAGAGCUGGAGAAAGGUCUUAAGAAACGAGUGAAGCUGCACUCUCAGGAAAACGGGGAGAGCCGGCAAAGCGGCGAAAAUGGACAGAACGGAGAGAUCGAUUCAGAUGACAAUUACACAGAGGACAUCAUGUCUCCCCUGCAGGAGGAGAGCGGCUGUGAGGAAGACGAAGGUGAGGACGAAGAGGAAGGCAGGGAGGAAGAGGAUGAUUUCGACAGCGACGAGAGCCUGGUGGAUUCAGACUCUGACUCGGAUGAAAAGGCCAACUUCCAGGCAGAUCUGGCCGACCUGACCUGUGAAAUUGAGAUCAAGCAGAAGCUGAUUGAUGAGCUGGAGAACAGCCAGCGGCGGCUGCUGAUGCUGAAGCUGCAGUACGAGGAGAAGCUCAUCCUGCUGCAGAACAAGAUCAGAGACACCCAGCUGGAGAGAGACCGCGUGCUGCAGAACCUCAUGUCCAUGGAAAACUACACCGAGGAGAAGGCCAGCAAGAUCAGGCAGGAGUACGAGAAGCGCCUCAAAGAGAUGAACCGUGACCUGCUGAAGCUGCAGGCGGCACAGAAGGAGCACGCGCGUCUCCUCAAAAACCAGGGGAGGUACGAGCGGGAGCUGAAGAAGCUCCAGACCGAGGUGAACGAGAUGAAGAAAGCAAAGGUGGCACUGAUGAAGCAGAUGAAGGAGGAGCAACAGAGGAGGAGGAUGGUGGAGGCCAAGCGGAAUCGCGAGAUUGCUCAGCUUAAGAAGGAGCAGCGACGACAGGAGUACCAGAUUCGGGCGCUGGAGUCUCAGAAGCGGCAGCAGGAGCUGGUGCUGCGCAGGAAGACCCAGGAGGUGACCGCCUUGCGGCGCCUGGCCAAGCCCAUGUCGGAUCGCGUGGCGGGACGGGCGACCCGCUGGAACCAGACGCCUCCGGUUACAGAUUCUGGAGCCGAUCUGUCAGCCAGCACGACGGCGAGCAGCUCCGAGGCGGAGACCGCGAGGACCGUGAGUGGGCUGGUGCGGCAGUGGAACAACAAGAACAACGUGUACGGAUACAUGGCGGAGAGCGAGGGGAGUGUGGACGGAACGCGGGUGAUUGGCGGCAGGAAGAAGCUGCAGAGGAAGCCAGCAGGUCUGGGCAGUACUGCAGCUGCAGGCAGAGCCAACAGUUUCUCCAAGGCUGCCCGUCUAAAGUGGCAAACCCUCGAGCGUCGCAUAAUGGACAUAGUCAUGCAGAGGAUGACCAUCUCUAACGUGGAAGCGGAUAUGGAUCGCCUCAUCAAGAAGCGAGAGGAGCUGACGAUGCAGCAGGAAGCUCUCUCACAUAAAAGGGAGGUGCUGAUGGCGGACGGAGAGGGUCCUGAGGCUGAGGACCGCCUCCUCCAGGAAGUUAACGAGGAGAUCGAGGUGCUGAAUGCCAACAUAGACUACAUCAAUGACAGUCUGUCUGACUGCCAGGCCACCAUAGUGCAGAUAGAGGAGACAAAGGAUGAGCUGGACUCAGUGGACACCUCAGUGGUGAUCAGCUCCUGUUCCCUGGCUGAAGCACGCCACCUGCUGGACCACUUCCUAAAGGCUUCAAUUGAUAAGAGCUUACAGGUGGCUCAGAAGGAGGCGCAGAUCCGACUGCUUGAGGGCCAGCUGAGGCAGACGGAUGUGAUCGGCUCAUCCCACAAUCACAUGAUUCUUGACGCGCUGAGAGAAAAGGCAGAAUGCAUCCCCGAGCUGCAGGCUCUCAUCCACAACGUCCAGCAGGAAAAUGGCUAUGCCAGCACGGAUGAGGAGCCUUCCGAGUUCAGCCAAGCCUCGGACAGCAGUGUGUCACAGAUGAAGGAAUCCAACAGCCAGGAUGACUUUAAAAUAAAGAUGGAGCCUCGCCUCUCGGCCCAGAUGAAGGCGGUGUCAGCGGAGUACCUGGGUCCCAUCCUGGACCCCUCAUCAAGCAGCAAGCAGCAGCACAUCACCAAAUCUCUAGCCUCACUGACAGACAUCCAGGAGGAUGGCUUAAGUCUCAUCCCAGGCAGUCUGGCGCUCAGCGUGCCCCUCCGAGACCCUUUUCACAGGGACCGAGUGUCCCGCACCAUCAGCCUUCCUGUCAGGGGACACACUUUUCCUAGGCAGUCUCGAGGUUAUGACACUUCCCCCAUUACGAGACGUAAAUCUUACGACCGAUCGUACAGGCCCACUGAUGGCUACACUCCCCCCUCCUCCCCUCCGUUAAGGACAAGGAACGACCGCAAUGUCUUCUCCAGACUGACCAGCAACCAAACACAAGGUUCUGCUCUGGACAAGUCGGAUGACAGCGACUCCUCGCUCUCCGAGGUGCUCAGGGGUGUGAUCAAUCCCAUCGGGGGUGUGAAGGGUGGUCGGACGGCACCCCUCCAGUGUGUCUCUGUAGCCGAAGGCCACUCGAAGCCGGUACUGUGUGUGGACGCUACAGAUGAGCUGCUGUUCACUGGAUCUAAAGACCGCACCUGUAAGAUGUGGAACCUGGUCACAGGUCAGGAGAUCGCCACCCUCAAGGGCCACCCAAACAACGUGGUGUCGGUGAAAUAUUGCCCCUCCUCUGGUCUGGUCUUCACUGUCUCCACCUCAUACAUCAAGGUGUGGGACAUCCGGGACUCUGCUAAGUGCAUACGCACGCUCACGUCAUCGGGGCAGGCGGUUUCAGGAGACGCUUGCGCUGGCACAACCACCCGGACAAUCACCUUUGCUCAGGGCGAGUGUCAGAUCAACCAGAUAGCGCUCAACCCGUCAGGAUCCGUGCUCUAUGCUGCGGCUGGGAAUAUCGUUCGCAUGUGGGACCUCAACAGGAUGCAGGCGACAGGAAAACUCAUGGGCCACAUCGGUUCUGUCAUGUGUCUGACAGUGGGACAGUCUCUGCUGGGCAAAGACCAAGUCAUCACUGGCUCCAAAGAUCAUUAUGUCAAGAUAUUUGAUGUGGCAGAAGGAACUCUGGGUAAUGUAGGUCCUGCUCAUAACUUUGAGCCUCCGCACUACGACGGCAUCGAAUGUUUGGCCGUGCAGGGAGACGUGCUGUUCAGCGGCUCGCGAGACAACGGCAUCAAGAAAUGGGAGAUGGAGCAGCAGGAGCUCACACAGCAAAUCCCGAAUGCCCACAAGGACUGGGUCUGCGCUCUGGCCUAUGUACCCGGCCGGCCCAUGCUGCUGAGCGGCUGCCGGGCUGGCAUGCUCAAGGUGUGGAAUGUAGACAACUUCACGCCCAUAGGAGAGAUCAGAGGUCACGACAGCCCCAUUAAUGCCAUAUGCACCAACUCCAGACAGAUCUUUACAGCAUCCAGUGACUGCAGGGUGAAGUUGUGGAACUAUGUGCCAGGCUUGACCCCAUGUCUUCCUCGCCGGGUCCUAGCCAUCAAGGGCCGAGCCACCAGCCUCCCAUGAUUGCCUGUCCUCUGAACACCGACCCUCCUUUCCUCUGCGACAAGACGGUGAAGAUCUGGCUGUCAAAGGUGUGGAGGAAGAGGUGAGAAGCAAAGUGACUGUGGAUCUCCUCUGUCAGCCAUCUUGCUGCAACGGCAGCCGCUUCCAGCGAAAUGAUGCGACUCCGCAGUCACUGUUUCCAAGGCAUCCGAGGCGUGGAUCAUGCGGAAUAACGGUGGAUCGGGAAGUCAAAAACAUAUGCCUUUCAGAUUUUUUUUUUUUUUUUUUUUUUUUUUUAAACCGCCAACUUUCAAAGUGCCAUUCUGCUGUGUUGCUACUUGGAGAUAAAUGUUGUCAGCUUGGUGAAGCAUCCGCCAAGCAAAACAAUUUCUCACCUGACAUGAAAACAACCACCUGCAGCCUGGUACUAAAUGAAAGUGUCCUUCUGUUCUUUCACCAAGGUUUCAGGCAGUGAGAGAUGAACCUGCUCAUGUAGCUGUGGGACUGAGCGUUGCGGCAUUACGAACUGUCUCUCAAACACUGCGUUGUGUUUAGAUGCUGAGCACAUGGGAGGAUCAUGUUAAAUGGUCAUGGCAGUGGAUUGGUGGACUAUUAUCAUUCUUGACUCACAUCACUGGAGAACUACAGAGACUAGCACUUCUUGGUGUCCAUUUUUUUUUUUUGCCAGGGAGAUGACGGAAGGUAUAUCCUAUUUGUGUUUUCGUUAUUAUAAUUUCUAAUUUAUUGUUUUUCCUACCUCACAAGUUUUGAACUCUGGCUUGAGGUGGGAACGGACAUUUUUUUUACGGGUCUUUGUGAGCAAAAACUUGGUGCUUUAUGCUUUCAAGUCUUCAUUUAAUCUUCAUCUCUGUACGGAUGUAUCCUGCGUGGCCCCCUGGCAAUUACACUGUCUGGUUGCAGAAAAGAUAAGGAUGUAGUGCUGGUCCAGGAGGACCUGACUGAAUCUCAUUAUCUGUUCUAUAAAGUGCUAACUGCAGCCAAAGUGAGGAAAAAGCUGUGCGGUUUUCUGACGACGUGAACACUCCCCUCGCAGAAAUGUGCGGCAGGUAUUACGCCGUAACCAAAGGGUCUGGCCGUAAUGCUGUCAGUCUGCAGCACAGGGCCCGUUUUUGCCAUUUAUCAUUCAAGCACCCACUCCCAGGAUCCCCUACGCCUGUUUCCAUUUGAUGUUACAUCUCACACUGACCAGGCUUACUUUGGAGUCCACCUUGUUUCCAGCUUCUAAACUUCUCUCGGAAGCCAAUUUAAUUAGAGUUCAGCUCUUCCAGCUGCUCUUCAGGCAAGAUCUUCUUGUGUGAAAGUAGGUCAUCACUGAGAGGGAUUCUUUUCUUUCUCUCUCUUUUUUUUUUUUUAAUCCCAGUUUUCUUCCACCCACCAUUUAGCUGCUACACUUUCAAGCAGGAAUCAACUUCCUGCGCCUGUGCACUGAUGUACAAAUCUGUUUAUGCGGCAGAUUAGACGUGUGGGCAAACGCGCGUAUAUGCACAUGCCACGAAUAAAUAAACAGCCUGAACGGAUGUUUCGGCUAUCCAUCUUGUUUGAUGGGUCUUGGCAUCUUUCACUGUGUUGAUUUAGAGUCUCAAUAAUAACACGUACACUCUUAUGGCUGCAGCAUGCCCUGAAAGUCACUUCCAUUACCUUUCAGUUGUCUGACACCUCCUAAUACCGAAAAUGGCUUCGCAUAAUUCCAUUAGCUCCUACCUUUUUGCUUAACGCUCCAGAAAUGCUGGGCCAAAUUUUACGUUUCCUGCUGCUCAGAUGUCUUACUGCUUGAUUAAAAACCCAGUUUGUAGCUGCUAGUUGUGUUCGGCUCAGCAAUAUCUCUCUGAAAGAAAUAAUGUUUUGCUGAUUUGGUGUGUUGCCCUCGCGCAAGGCCCAGAGUCGAACCAUAUGUAGUGAAAUUAUUAGGGAUGCCUGGAUCAUAGAACGCCGUUCAGAGGAGAUGAAAGUAGAAAAAAAAAAAAACUCCCUUAAACAAGCUUCCUGUUAAAUGUCCUGCUGCUGUUUCAUGUGUCCCAACAUGAAUCUGAAGCUGCUUAAACUCGCCAAACGCAACCUUAUGAAAUUGUAGUGUUCUGUUUGGGGGGUAGCCAUGAUUAUUGUGAUAAAGCAUUGUCUUGAAUAAUAUUUUGCUAUGAUUAGAAACUCAGGUAUGUGUUGAUGAUUUCAGUCAAACUUUAGUCAUUAUGUGACCCUGCGAACUAGCUUUUUCUACCGACCAAAUGCCUUGUUUGUGAGAAUAUUAUUGUUUUGAACAGAAAUGGUACUCAGUGUUUCAUACCCUUUUGAAAAGCACUCCUUUUCCAUGUUUCACCCUUUCCGUUUGAUUCCCUUUACUUCUUAUCUAAGUACUGUGCCAGUUUUACAUGGCACCUUCCCUAACUGGCCAAAACUGAAAGCCUUGAAGAAGUUGUGCACUGAUUUUUUUGUUUUUGUUUUUACAAUAACAACAUCUAUAAAAUGUGUAUAGUAUGUAAUAUAUGUAAAGUAGCUGUCCUGUAAAGCUGGAAUGACUGGUACAUAAUGUGGUUAUCAGCAGGGUAAUGAACUUUCACAACUGAAAAGGGUUUGUAAACUUUGACAAUGAGUCUGUUGGGCCCUUCAUUAUACUUUUCUGUGCCAAUUAGCCUAGCUGACCCUGUUCAACAUCACACCAGGUUCAAAGUGGUAGGAAAAUAAUAAAAAAAAACAAGUUUCAUCUCUUUCUUUUUCUAACUCUUCCAGACCCCUGCUUGCUUUUAGACUAUCUAGUCCCGUAGGUUUAGGUACCCUGCUGUCCAUCGCUUGUACAUUUGCUGAAGGAUAUGUAAUGUCAGUAAUGCUGAUUAGUUGAUUUAACAACUUCAUACAUCCCUGUUCAGGGUGGUGGGCAAAUUAUUUGUCUUUACGUUACCAAUCUAAGUGACUAUUUGCUACCACUGUCUCAUUUAGCUGUGGUGAUUUUUCCUGGAUUCUGAACAACAUGCUAGCUCUGAGUUACUCUGACCAUGCAAAGGGACUACAUGGUGCAUCUCGAAGGAAAUGUUUAAAAUGUUAUCAGUAAAAUUUUGAUUAUUAUAACAGCCCCUUUAUAAUCCUUUCACUACCGUGUGGGUUAUUUCCUUUUACACUUUUUGCCUCCACUCAACUUUCCACUGAUAUACCUAUUUAAAGAACUCUUUGAACAGUCAUUAUAAUUCAAAAUGACGUUUGUAACCACAGUGGAUAAAAACCCAAAUUAAGUUUCUCAGACAAGAUAAUAUUCUAAUUUUAAAGCCAUUUAAAAAAAAUGUCAACGUUAUAGUCAUCAUGCGAACGACUGCUUUGUUGACUGUUGUUCAGCAGACAAUCGUUGACACCUUUAGGAAGAAGGGUGAGCCUUAAAAGAUUAUUGUUAAAAUAACUGGCUGUUGAGAGUUGUAGCAUUAAUGGAAAGUUAAGUUGAAGGAAAAACUGUAGCGGAAAAAGGUCUGAAAGGAACAGAAAUAACCGCAGCUUUGAAGUUAAUAUGGACCAAAGUCCAUAACCAUUCACAUUUCCAUAUAGAAACACUUUAAGAAUUUUGUAAUGUAAAUUUAAAACGUAAAAAUCAAUUACAUUUUUUAGGAUAUUCUAAGUGUUCGAGGUGCACCUGUAUUAUCUUUUUCUGUUGGCUCCAAAAGCUCUGAAACCUGUACUUAAACCUAUUUGAUACCACUUUAUUACCUGGUAUGUAAAUACUUUGUGCCCUACCAUUUUUCUAAACAGCAAUGACUGUUGGCUUAACAGACUUUCAGAUCAGAUGGUCCCAGAUUGCUCUCUGCAAAUUGGGAUUUGCAUGCACUUUGCAGAAAGGUUUGUUUUACAAACACUCUGCAUUCUUCUUUCUAGAUGUAGAUUGAGCCUUGUUUCUUUUUAUCUUACCUUACUAAAGGAUGCAGACAUUGUAGUAACCCCCCCCCCCCCCCCACACACACACACACACAUACACAUCUUUUUAAAUCUACUGUAGGUUUAGGAAUCGGUGAUAAUAUUCUCUCUGCUAAGAAAUGUUACAUAAACAUUCAGGAAAAAGGUGCCCUGCCUUUGAAUUCCCUUUCUAAUACCAUCUUAAAAUAAAAAUAAAAAGGCACAGCACAAAACUUUAUAGAUCCUCAGGAGACUUUAUCUUCAUGUUCCUGUUUACCUGUUGAUAUUCUAGGAUUUUCUCAAAAAUACUGACCACAAAACCACAAAAUAUACAUAAACUAAAUGAUUACGUAAUAAUAACUCAAGCAGCUAAAACUGUGUGAUUGCAUGUGAAACUGCCUACUACACAAUAAGGAAUAUGUGUAAAGUGUUACAAAGUGUAACAUUCUGAUUCUGGCAAUACAAUAACACAAAAUCUCAAAAAUGCAGAACAGAUCCUCAUGUACAAUUGAAUUGGGGAAAAAAUAUCUUCAGUAUACAUCGGAACAGUCUACCUCACUAGCUGUAUACCGCAAUGCAAAGUGCUGGAAAGGCCGGUCAAGAAAAGCCUGGGAAUGACUUCCUCCAUUUAAUUUAGGUAACUGUCAGGUAAAUUUCUAUCCUUGGAAGAUCAUGCAAAUGUAUCUAAAUCAUUCAUAUAAAACAAAAAAACUAAAAAGAAAACAUAAAGUGAUGCUUGCUGGAACCUAGCACUGGUUAAGUCUGCCAGCGCAUACUGCAAUAAGUGUUGAUUUAUAAAGUGAGGCAGACGCAGUAGGCUUUUUCUUUUAACACAGCAUGCGUCCAUGCUUUGAGCACACUCAUCUUCUAAUAGCACUGAUAGAUCUAUGUGUAAAGGUUUGGACAAAUACAGACAUUUUCCAAACAGAAAAUUUUGAAAUGGAACAUUUCACUUAUUUUGAAGUAGGGCUGCGUUGAAAUGCUUUUUGCAGUUUGGAGAACAAGUAAGAAGUCCUCAAGGGGGAAUUAGCUAACAGCCGCUCAGACAUUACAUUUCUAUUGUCCAAAACAUUAACAACCAGUAUUCCUAACUGGUCGAUUUUAAAUAUUUAUUUAUACACUUUUGGGUAAGAAUCUUGUUAACAUUUUCUGAACAAGCGAUGUUGAUACUGUUAAAUUAUCCCACCUCUAAUCAAGUCUUGUAAGUCUAGAAUUUGGGCUCGAAGAAGACAUUUGAACAGCUUGUUAGUUUCGUAUUCGGACAAAGCUGGGAAACCCUGAGUUAAGUUAGUUAACUAUGGGGCUGUUUUUUUUUUCAGGGUGCACAUUACUGACAAAAAAUCCAACAGCUAACUCCUGUCAUAGACAACCUCGUGGCCCAGGUGUGUUGCAACGGCGUGUUGUAUAGCUGAUUGAUACAACCGGCAGCAUCAACCAAUGUAAAUCCACCUAGCAAUGUGGAAGUUGUUCAUCUGAGAGCAACAGCUAACUUAACAAUGGUCUUUUGUCACACAAUGUAAUGCAAUGUAGGCUGUUAAUCUCUUCUAAUAUACCACUGUAUCCCAGGUAAACAAACACUUUCAACUUUAGUUGUGGGAAAUAGCUAAAACCUGCUAAAUCAGGGGAAAAUUUGUUACAACAAGCUCAUAAUGAUGCCAUCUUUCUACAACCGGUAAGGGAGCUAUUACUGUUGACCUUAAAGAGCUUUACUUUAAAAAAUGUCAAACUAACCCUUGAAGCAAAGCAAAACUGCAAAAAAAUAAUAAUACAGUUUACCUUAUUUAGCAUCAGUUGGAACUACCUGAAGGUCCUAUGCUUGAGUGCUGCUUAUAUUGCUGAAAGUAGCUCCUCAGCUUGAAUCUCACAUGAAAACUUCUAUCUGAUUUUCCAAGCUAAGAUUACUUUUACUUUUGUCUACUUCAGGUGAUAUACUGAAUACUCAACUACCCCCAACAAAUUGGCUUAAUACAAACCAACUAUUCCUUUGAUCUUCCACAUUGCAUAAGAUUAAACUAUUUCUGCGUAAAAUAGGCAAAUGGGUGACUUGUGUGUUUCUGCCAAUUAGAAAAUAAACACAAUAGAGCGGCUGUUUGAUGUGGUUUUUAUUUAUUUAGGAUAUACAGACAUAAAAAAACAAUAUGAGAAGCCAGUGUUCAUAUUUAGCUAAGAAACCCUAAACUUCGCAAAGUUCUCUGCAUUAGCCCCUUGCCUCAGCCAAAUGUUCUGACUGCUUUGCAAAAACAGAGAGUCUAUUAAGGACGUAGACAAUCAUCCACAAAAAAAUUGAUGAACCUGUUAGAACCUGUUCUGUGAGGAUUGUAGAUUGUCCAUCGGUUCUGUUUUAAGCCAGUCAGUGCAUCUGCUUGCUUUAUCAUCCUGGCAGAAAAAGGGCUGCGACUUUGCCUCGGGCCGCUGAGGGGAUGGAAUGGCAUUUACACACUAUCAUGUGGGCUCUUGAUCGAGAGAGCACUUGGCUACUCUGUCACACUUCAACACACAUCUUCUCUUGCAGCUGCUUCAGUAGAUUUCAUCCAGGUUUGUGUUUCUCUCCAACACAAUAUCUGACGAUGUCUGUGAAAUAUGUACACUUAGAAUAGAAAUGUAGGGGCAGACGUCAGGUGUGCCUUCUGUUGCACAGACUUGUCCCCCCCAGGUGUAAAUGUAUGUACAGUUUUUAUAUAUAUGACAAUAUGCCUGUAACGAAGCCAUGUAAAAUGAUUUGUCUGUAAAUAAUGUCAAUAAAUAUUUAAUGAAGGAUCCAAUAAAUAAAUGAGUUGAAA
Fundulus heteroclitus (mummichog) is the source of this 12143-nucleotide messenger RNA. It is a transcript of the gene kif21b, whose product is annotated as kinesin family member 21B. The record is from RefSeq and is a predicted model, not a curated record. NCBI's taxonomy places the organism in Eukaryota, Metazoa, Chordata, Actinopteri, Cyprinodontiformes, Fundulidae. Gene Ontology annotation, biological process: mitotic spindle organization; microtubule-based movement. Bases 406 to 5496 code for a protein of 1696 amino acids. Gene Ontology annotation, molecular function: microtubule motor activity; ATP binding; microtubule binding. The transcript has 35 exons.